AUGGCUCCAUAUAUGAAGUCUCUGCUUCUGGUGGCAGCAAUAGUAGUUGCAAUGUCUGAAGGUGGAGGCGUGGAAGAUAAGAUUUGCUCCCCUAACGGUGCAGAUCCAGAAUGCAAUGGUUGUAAUGGUGGGAGGCGGAAAGGCAUGGAUUAUAAAAGCUCCAAAGUAACAGUGAAAAUCCAGAAUGGGCUGUCUCAAAAUCAGGACUUGACGCUUCAUUGCAAAUCCAAGGACGAUGAUCUCGGAGAACACACCCUACAAAAUAAAGCAAGUUACAAGUUCAGUUUGAGGCCCAGGUUUUUUAUUCACUCGACACUGUUUUUCUGCAGCUUCUGGUGGCCUUCAAACACUUCGCUUCACUACUUCGACAUAUACGUAGAGGACCGAGACUGGUGGUGCAAUCUCUGUGCUUGGACUAUAUCCGAAUCAGGAGCUUGUAUCUACGAUGAACUCACUCGCCAAACUGAUUGCUAUCCUUGGAAUUCUGCCUAA
Neltuma alba is the source of this 492-nucleotide messenger RNA. RefSeq names its product S-protein homolog 29-like. The coding region runs from base 1 to 492 and encodes 163 amino acids. The transcript is spliced from 2 exons. The record is from RefSeq and is a predicted model, not a curated record. Lineage: Eukaryota; Viridiplantae; Streptophyta; Magnoliopsida; Fabales; Fabaceae.